Molecule: messenger RNA, 1845 nt
Organism: Tilletiaria anomala UBC 951
Lineage: Eukaryota; Fungi; Basidiomycota; Exobasidiomycetes; Georgefischeriales; Tilletiariaceae
Product: putative ILV1-anabolic serine and threonine dehydratase precursor
Exons: 3
Coding region: 1-1845 (614 amino acids)
Biological process (GO): L-threonine catabolic process
Molecular function (GO): threonine deaminase activity; pyridoxal phosphate binding
Source: RefSeq, a predicted model, not a curated record
AUGGUUGGUGUCUCGGCGCCCAAUGAAUCCGCACGUGGCUUCGCGGCAGCUGCUGGGAGAGCUUCAUACCCCUGGCACCAAUAUGUCAAGCUUCCUCCGCAUCAUCUUCAACCAGAUGGUACUCCGGACUAUCUGCGAAUGAUUCUGUCGGCGGACAUCUAUUCACUUGUCAAGCAGACGCCAUUAUCGCCCGCUGUGAACAUGUCCACGAAGCUGGGCUGCAACAUUCUGAUGAAGCGCGAAGAUCUGCAGCCGGUUUUCAGCUUCAAACUUCGAGGCGCUUUCAACAUGAUGCGCCAGCUAUCAGAAGAGCAAAAGUGGAAGGGCGUCAUUGCGUGCAGUGCAGGCAACCACGCGCAAGGCGUUGCAAUGUCUGGUGCGCAUCUCAGCGUGCCAUGCACGAUCGUCAUGCCCGUCGCGACUCCAACCAUCAAGACGGCCAACGUUGCCCGACUCGGAGCAAAAGUUGUCCUGCACGGUAACGACUUCGAUGAAGCGAAAGCCGAAUGCUUUCGCCUCGCGGAGCAAUAUGGGCUAGCUAUCAUCCCGCCAUUUGAUGAUCCACAGGUUAUCGCCGGCCAGGGAACGGUUGGCGUCGAAGUUUGCAGACAGACUGAUAUGUCGAAAGUCGACGCUGUCUUCUGCUGCGUCGGAGGUGGCGGCCUGCUGGCUGGCGUCGCGGCAUAUGUGAAGCGCAUCGCUCCACCUCAUGUGAAGGUCAUAGGCGUGGAAACUUACGAUGCGGAUGCGCUCACACGCAGCCUAGAGAUCGGUACGAGGGUUACCUUGGAUGAGGUCGGGCUCUUUGCAGAUGGAACCGCGGUCAAGAUCAUUGGAGAGGAAACUUUCAGAGUGUGCGAGGACUUGGUGGAUGGCAUGGUCAGAGUGGAUAACGAUGCUAUCUGUGCGGCUAUCCGAGAUGUUUUCGAGGACACUCGCUCCAUCCCAGAGCCGUCUGGGGCGCUUGCAGUCGCAGGAAUGAAGGAGUACAUCCGUUCGCACGGCUUACAAGGCUCUGGAAAGACGUUCAUCUCUGUCGUUUCUGGCGCAAACAUGAACUUCGGUCGCUUGCGCUUCGUGGCUGAGCGAGCUGAACUGGGCGAGCGCCGCGAGGCAUUGCUACACGUGGAGAUUCCAGAGAAGGCGGGGAGCUUCCUCGAAUUACAUUCACACAUCAAUCCACGCCCUCUGACCGAAUUUAGCUAUCGCUACCACAGCGACGAGGUCGCCCAUGUCUUCCUCAGCUUUUUCCUCGACGGCAAAGCGCCCGCAUCCAGUGUCCCUGCAUCUGCGGGCCCGGUGAAUCCUGCGGCAGCAACUCCACAACAAACAGCGGCUCUGCAGGAUUUGGCAUCUGGGAAAGUUUCAGCGGCUGUUGCAGCGACGGAAAUGUCUUCACAAGCUGCUGAGGAUGCGCAAGCAAAUGCACCGGCAGGCAGCAUGCCUCUUGAUCCGCGCGAGAUGGAAUUGCAGAACAUCAUGGCAAACAUUAGAGCGUCUGGUAUGCGAGUGACGGAUAUCAGCGCCAAUGAAAUGGCGAAGACUCAUGCGAGGUAUCUUGUCGGCGGCCGUUGCAAGGUGCCAAACGAGCGACUCUUCCGAUUUGAGUUCCCGGAACGGCCCGGUGCUUUGCGAAAGUUCCUUUUGGGCCUGCGUGUUGGAUGGAACGUGUCGCUCUGGCAUUAUAGGAACCACGGCGCCGACAUUGGCAGAGUGCUCGCUGGCCUGCAGGUUCCUUCGGAAGACCAUGCAACCUUCCAACACUGGCUCGAUCACGAGCUUGGCUACGUCUAUGUUGAGGAGACGUCCAACCCUGUUUACCAGCGCUUCCUAUGUGCGGAAUAG